CCCUGGCUCGCCGGAGACCGUUUCCUUCAUCACUGGCCCCAGGGCUCUGAAUAGCGGCUAAGCUUCCCAGGGCUGGCUCCUCAGAGAUGCGUGGCACCUUCAGGAGGACUGUAGAACCCAGCUGUGUUUUUGGACUAUGACGACAUAUCGACCCAUUCAGAAUGAAGGUGUGGAUGUGGGAGGUGGUGGAGGGGGGAAAGGGAGCGACCCUCUCUCGGGCCCCCACGGAGGGGAUUUUUUCCCUUCUGGAUUUUGGGCACAGAAUGGCAGCCCAUCGCAGCCGGCCCCCCCUGCCAGCGAGAAUGCAGUAGCAUCGCGCUCCAGUGCCACGACCCCCGCAAUGCCCAAGAUGGGCGUGCGUGCCAGGGUGGCUGACUGGCCCCCAAAGCGAGAGGCUCUGAAGGACCAGGCUAUCUCCAGCCCGUCCCUAGACAUGGACAGUGCCAAAACUGGGCCCUCUCAGAACGGCCAGCCCCUCCCCAGCAGCUCCAGGGCAUCCGGGUCUCGAGCGUUCCACCGCUUGUCACGCAGGAGGUCCAAGGACGUUGAAUUCCAGGAUGGGUGGCCGCGAUCUCCAGGCCGAGGGUUUAUUCCUCUGCGGAACCGAAGCAACAGCGAGAUCACCCUCAGCGAGUGUGACGUGGAAGAGCCCUUUGAGCCGAGGGGCGCCCGGUACGUGGGGGGGCUGCCUCUUUUCCGGGAGUAUGGCAGCACGUCAUCCAUCGAUGUGCAAGGCAUCUCGGAGCAGAGUCUUUUUGACAUUCUCAAUGAGUUUCGCAAUGAGAAGCUAGAGCCCCACGGGACGGGUUCUGAAAAGCUGAAUGAGCUGCUCACGGCUGACACAGGCACAGCCUCCCACCUGCACCUUGCCGGCGGCUCAAAGACGGCCAUCCGCAAUGGCCAGUCCCACAAGGAUGACUUCCUGCUGCAGCCCAAGGAGAAAGAUAAGCUCCGGAAGAAGGCCACCAAGGGUGGGGAUGCAGGCGACUCCUCCAUCUUCCGGAAGCUAAGGAGCACCAGGAACGACGGUGAGCCGCUGGGAAAGGCUUUUGCUGAUGCUGAUGACGGUGGGGGUGGCAGCAGGCUCCAGGAGAGCAGCAGGCCCUGGGUCUGCCAGAAGAGCUUCGCCCACUUUGAUGUGCAGAGCAUGCUGUUUGACCUGAAUCAGGUUGCUGCCAACAGACUGUCAGCGGCGGCCCAGCGGCGGAACACGACGACGGGGGCAUCAGCGGCAUCGGCGGGCUCAGUGGCCGCGUCCAGGGCCUUCGGAUUGGGGGGUCCGGACCCAUCUUUCCCCAGCAUGGAGGACCUGAAGUACAAGGAGAAUUUGGAGCAGGACCUCGGAGACAGCAACAGCAAUGACCUCCUCCUCAGCUGCCCGCACUUCCGCAAUGAGAUUGGGGGCAUGAGUGAGCGCAAUGUCAGCUUCUCACGAGCCUCUGCUGGCUCGCCAGGUGGCGGGGGCGCACCAGAGCCUGCCCUGGGCACCUACUGCACCAAUGCCAGCAUCUCAGUGCUUGAGUCCCCCAGGGAGGCGCAGAGGAGCCAGGGCAGGCUCAAACUCUACAGCAUUGAGCAUGUGGACUUGGGCGCACGCUACUACCAGGACUACUUUGUCGGCAAAGAGCAUGUCAACUACUUUGGCGUGGAUGAGAAGCUGGGGCCUGUCGCAGUGAGCAUUAAGCGGGAGAAGUUGGAAGACCACAAGGACCACGGCCCGCAAUAUCAGUACCGCAUCAUCUUCCGGACGAGUGAGCUCAUCACUCUUCGGGGCUCUAUCCUGGAGGACGCCACCCCUACAGCCACCAAGCAUGGGACAGGCCGAGGCCUACCCUUGAAGGACGCGUUGGAGUACGUCAUUCCUGAGCUCAACAUCCACUGCCUGCGGCUGGCCAUGAGCACUCCCAAAGUGACCGAACAGCUGCUGAUGCUCGAUGAGCAGGGGCUGUGUCGGAAACACAAAGUCGGCAUCCUGUACUGUAAGGCUGGCCAGAGCUCUGAGGAGGAGAUGUACAACAACGAGGAGGCUGGGCCGGCCUUUGAGGAAUUCCUCUCGGUGCUUGGAGACAAAGUCUCUCUCAAGGGCUUCAACCGCUACGCUGCACAACUGGAUGUUAAAACUGACUCCACUGGAACGCAUUCUUUGUACACAACUUACCAAGAGUAUGAGCUCAUGUUCCAUGUCUCCACCAUGCUUCCCUACACCCCCAACAAUCGGCAGCAGUUACUAAGGAAGAGACACAUAGGAAAUGACAUUGUGACCAUCAUCUUCCAAGAGCCUGGAGCCCUGCCCUUCACCCCCCAGAAUAUCCGUUCCCAUUUCCAGCACGUCUUUAUCAUUGUCCGAGUUCACAACCCUUGCACUGAUGCUGUUUGUUACAGCGUGGCUGUGAGUCGAUCCAAAGAUGCCCCUCCGUUUGGCCCUCCCAUCCCAAACGGAGUCACAUUCCGCAAAUCGGAUGUCUUCCGAGACUUCUUAUUGGCUAAAGUGAUAAAUGCCGAGCACGCUGCCCACAAGUCUGAUAAAUUCCACACCAUGGCCACUCGGACAAGGCAGGAGUACCUCAAGGACCUGGCUGAAAACUGUGUGACCAACACUCCCAUUGACUCCACGGGGAAAUUUAACUUAAUCUCACUCACCUCCAAGAAGAAGGAGAAGACAAAAGCUCGGGCGGGCGCCGAGCAGCACAGCACGGGGGCCAUUGCAUGGAGGGUGGCCGCCCAGGAUUUUGCACAAGGGGUGGAGAUUGAGUGUAUAUUGGGGAUUUCGAAUGAGUUCAUCGUCCUCCUGGACCUACGCACUAAGGAAGUGGUAUUCAAUUGCUUUUGUGGGGACGUCAUUGGCUGGACCCCAGACUCCUCCACGCUCAAGAUCUUCUAUGGGCGAGGGGACCACAUCUCCAUACGUGCCUCCGAAGGGUCCCCUGAGGACAUUAGGGAAAUUGUCCAGAGACUCAAGGUAAUGACCAGUGGCUGUGAAACAGUGGACAUGACCCUGCGGCGGAAUGGGCUGGGCCAGCUGGGCUUCCACGUCAAGUAUGACGGCACCGUCGCGGAAGUGGAAGACUAUGGCUUUGCCUGGCAGGCAGGACUCCGACAGGGCAGCCGGCUGGUGGAGAUCUGCAAGGUGGCCGUGGUCACCCUGACACAUGACCAGAUGAUUGACCUGCUGCGGACCUCAGUCACUGUGAAGGUGGUCAUCAUCCCUCCGUUUGAGGACGGGACUCCUCGGAGGGGAUGGCCAGAGACCUGUGACAUGAAUACCUCGGAGCCUAAGGCAGAGCCAGAGAGCACAGCGGCCCGGCCCCCAUAUCGGAGCAGCUCUUCCUGGCAGUGGAGCGGGCCUGCUUCCCACAACUCCUUGCAGGCCUCCAAGUGGGCUGCACCCGGGACCACAGGCCAUGCCCAGUCACUCAGCCGGCCGCCAAAGCCCACACCGGGGGUCCCUUACCGGGAAACCCAGCCAAUGCACAGCAAACGGCCUGUCAGCUUUCCAGAAAAUGCCUAUCCAGCUUCACCAGCAGGGAUGGACAGAGUUCAGCCUUAUCGACAACCUUCGGGGAGUUUCUCCACUCCGGGCUCAGGGGGAGCCUCCUCCUACACACGCUACAAGCCAUCCCCAGAGAGAUAUGCAGUCUCCCAGCAUCCUCUGCUGCCGCUCGAGCCCCACUACGGCCACGAAGGGCUGUCCAGCGGUGACUCCUCCUCAGGCGGCCUGACCAGCCAGGAGAGCACCAUGGAGAGGCAGAAGCCAGAGCCCUUGUGGCACGUGCCAUCCCAGUCUCGCCUCUCGGCCAUGGGUGCGAACAGCGGGAGCAGACACAUCAGCAGACAGGAUGUGGCAGGCAAAGAUUCCCCCAACCGGCAUUCCAGAGGCGAGCCUCAAUAUUCAAGCCAUUCCAGCAGCAACACGCUGUCCAGCAAUGCAUCCAGCAGCCACAGCGAUGAGCGCUGGUUCGACAGCCUGGAUGCCCUGGAGGCCGAGCAGGACCCCCUCUCCAAGGGCGGCUCCAGCGACAGUGGCAUCGAGACCACCAUCUGCACCGUCAGCCCCGGCGGCCUGCCGCGGCCGCCCAAAUUACAGAAACCCGCUUACGGGGGGCACGGGGACAAGAGCCUCUACCAUUCGGACAAGCGUCGAGAGACCCUGUCUGCCGGUGGCCAGGGCAAAGGCUACCGGCCCAAACUGUACUCAGCCAGCUCGAGCACCCCCUCAGGACCUGUGGGCCCCGGGAACAAUCACGAUCUGCUCAAGCAGCCCAGUAACGUGAGCUCCAGAACCGCCUACCCCGCUCAGGUUUACAAAAUGCCAGUGACGGAGAACACCAGGGCCCCUCCACUGACCCAGCCCAUCCCCUUCCAGCUGUCGGCCUCAGUCCCCAAGUCCUUCUUCUCCAAGCAGCCUGUACGGAAUAAGUACCCCACCGGAUGGAAGAGACCAGAGGAGCCCGCCCCUCGGCCACUGGCCUUUUCUGACCCCAAGAAGCAAAUCGAUAUGAACACCAAGAAUGUCUUUGGGCAGCCCAGGCUGAGGGCAUCCCUGCGCGAUCUCCGCUCACCCCGGAAGAAUUACAAGUCAACCAUUGAGGACGACCUCAAGAAGCUCAUCAUCAUGGACCCCUUGACCCCAGAGCAGGAGCGGGAUUCUUCAUCCCCCCAGAAGGCGCUGCAGAGGACCCUGUCUGAUGAGAGCUUGUGCAGCGGUCGGCGGGAGGCCUCAUACUCAAGCCCCCCCUGCUUUGAGCCGGGCCUGCCCAGCGACGUCCUCUUCACGAGCACCUACCCCUCGAGCACCCUGCCCUCCCGCCGACAACACCAGCACUCGCACCCGCUCCCAGCCGGUGGCAAUGGGUUCCCCGAAAAGAAAUCCACCAUCUCGGCCUCGGAGCUCUCCUUGACCGACGUACGGGACCGGCCAAUGAGGCGCCUGGACCCCGGGAUGAUGCCCCUCCCUGACACUGCUGCUGGCCUCGAGUGGUCCAGUCUGGUCAAUGCUGCAAAGGCUUAUGAAGUGCAGCGAGCUGUCUCUCUCUUCUCUCUCAACGACCCGGCCCUGAGCCCCAACGUUGCACCAGCACACAGCCCAGUCCACUCAAGCCUGGAGAGGACGCCCACCACCCCCCGGACAACCCCCACGAUGAGCGAGGAGCCCCCUGUGGACCUGCCUGGGAAGGUGUACCAACUAGAAGUGAUGCUGAGGCAGCUACACAACGACCUUCAGAAGGAGAAACAGGACAAGGUGGUCCUGCAGACGGAGGUGGCCACCCUGAGGCAGAACAACCAGCGGCUGCAGGAGGAAUCGCAGGCGGCCAAUGAGCAGCUGCGAAGGUUUGCCGAGAUCUUCUCCACCACUGUGGAGAAAAAGGAGCCCUGAAGGGAGGGGUCUUCUGGGGCCUCCCCCCACCCCCUGCCCGUCCCCUACUCCCCUCUUCCCUCGGGCUGGCCAGUGCUGCGGGCCACCUCAGAGCCCACCCCUGGCAAAGUCACAGUUGUUGGGGAGCCCUUGCCCUGUCCCAUGGUGGGGGGCUGUCCCCUGUGUAUCCCAUGGCACAUCUGCUGCUCACUGCCUCUUCUCCUGGGGCAGCACAGGGUGCCAGGCUGUCCCCAAAGGCAGGGUGGAGAUGGGUCCUUGGAGUCACUUGGGCUUGAGGGCAUGUAGAGGCUCCCCUGCCCAGAAGCCCCUGGGGCAGUAUACCCACACUAGUGACCAGUCUUCCUCACUGUCAUGAAACCUUGAACCCACUGGCCAGCCCUUGGUAUAUUGAGUUCCAAUGCAAUAUAGAAACCCUUUGGACCAACUGGGGGGGUGGGGGUAGACAGGGGGAAUGCCUCCCCUACCUGCCCCUUCCCAUCAAGUUUCCGAAAAAACGGAGCACUUUUUUCCAAGCUAAAUUACUUUCUAGUAAACCCAAGGUGGAGAAAUCCCAAUGUUCAGAGUGUAAAUGUUCUUUAUCGGGACAGAGAGAAAGAAACACUAUAUUUGUAUAAAUAGGACAGUUUGUAGUCUUUUUUUCUACGAGACUUGUCUGGCCGCCAAGGGCAGCCUGCUUGGCCCAGUAGUCACUAAAGGGUGGGGUUGGGGCUGCUGUUGGCUUUACCCCCUUCCUCCUUCCCCUGCCCCUCAGGGCCCGCUUAGCACUGAUGCCAAAACUACUGAAUCCAGACUGUGGCUGAGGGCUGGGGGCUCCGGCCCGUGGUGAGGCUGCACAUGGCCUUUGUCCCCCACUCCGAGCUUACCCUGAGGCCCACUCCAUAUUCCUGAACAUGGGGUCCAAACCCCCCAUCUCUUCCCCUGCUAAGGAGGGGCUGGGGUGGGAGAAUUAGAAAGGAGUUUUCUUUUCUCUUUUUUUCCUUUGAAAGCCACCAGGGUCCUUGGACUCUGGUUGAGGCUUCAGGCCUGCUCCUAUAGGACACACACUGGGGCAGCCCUUCCCUCGCUGCCUGCAGCUUCUCUAAGGCAAUAAGGAAUGACAGGCCGGGCGGCAGGCCUGCGCACCCGGCCUGGCAGCUACAUGUGGUACUAUGCUGGGAGCUUAGGAAAAGAGCAGCUGUUUUUUUCUUUAAAAAAAGUAUAAAUAUAAUAUAUAUUUAUUUUUUCAUGCAAAGCCACCACAGAACAAUUCAGUAGUAAUCCUCUGUGGAUCUAUUUCCAGCCUCAUGCUGAGGACACAAUCUUCAAAGCCAAGUUUCCCAUAGAUUCCCCCAACCCAAGCUGGGCCAAUCGCAGCCCCAGGCCCCAGAGGCUAGAGGAGGACAGCCAAGCAAGGGGGUGGCCGGGCUGGAGAGCCCUGGAGGCUCCCGUGUCUUCCAUGGCCCAGAGUCAAAGAAAGCCACAUCGGGGUCUGGAGACUUGGGCUGCGGCUAGACUGGUUUUUUUCCUCCAAAGAAUCCUCUGGUCAUCUUCUAGAAAAGAGGGGUGUGCUUGGCAGCAGAUCCCAGGUCUCCUUUUCCUCCCUUGACAUGGCUGUAGGCAGAUGUGGGGCCCUCUGGCCCCCAAAGCAGCACCCCCAACUCCAGCCCUGACAUUUGUCUCACCCCCCCCUUAAUGGGGGCCAUCUCCCUGGUGCAGAAAGGGUUCAUUAAGAGGGGGAGGGGGAAGGGAAAGGGGUGUUAACCACAUCUUCCUCCAAUGUAAUUAGGCCCCUUCAGUUUCAAACCAGCUCAGUCCUGAUUGGAUGAGAGAGAGCAGGGGAUAAAAUAUUGGAGAUAGGAAAAUGUAUCCAUAAAUCUCCUAGCUGCCCUUCCCCCUGCCAGAUGGGCUACAGGGAGGCCCUGGUGAGUGUGGCCCUCCCAUUACUGGCCCAGUCGCCUUACUUCGGUGUCUCUCCCAGCCCUUCUCUCUGGGGUCUCCCUAGGAGGGCCCCCUACCCUUCCAAUGCUUUUGUCUCCCCUUCAUGUCUAGGGAUCAUUCAAAUCAUUCUGGGGCGUGAUUGUAUACGUUGACCAAGUGUAAAUUACAGCCGUUGCGGUUUUUUGUUAUCAUUUUGUAAGGAUCUAUACAGAUAAAAUCUGUCUAUUUAAUUUUGCCCUGGCAUUUUUCUUGGUGGUUGACAGCAGCACCUUUUCCUAUGUCGACUGGUUUUUUUUUGUUUGUU
Trichosurus vulpecula (common brushtail) is the source of this 7595-nucleotide messenger RNA. RefSeq names its product signal induced proliferation associated 1 like 3 (gene SIPA1L3). NCBI's taxonomy places the organism in Eukaryota, Metazoa, Chordata, Mammalia, Diprotodontia, Phalangeridae. Gene Ontology annotation, cellular component: plasma membrane; cytoplasm; Golgi apparatus. Gene Ontology annotation, molecular function: protein binding; GTPase activator activity. The record is from RefSeq and is a predicted model, not a curated record. Bases 137 to 5374 code for a protein of 1745 amino acids. The transcript has 20 exons. Gene Ontology annotation, biological process: activation of GTPase activity; establishment of epithelial cell polarity; regulation of small GTPase mediated signal transduction.